GGCGCUAUGGCGGCAGUGGCCCAGUGCGUGCGGAGCGCGUUGCGCCCGUGGUACCCGCUACUGAGCUACUCCCUGAGGACUUCUCCACGACUGCUUUGUGUGGCAACACAACAGAAAAAUACUGGCCAGAACUUGGAAGAGGACCAGAGUCAGAGCCAAAAUGAGCAAAAGGUUGAACCCAGCUCUGCUGAAAAAAUGUUAACUGAAGAAAAGGCCAAACUGGAAGAACAACUGAAAGAAGUUACUGACAAGUACAAGCGUGCUUUGGCAGAUGCAGAAAAUGUGAGGCAAAGAAGCCAGAAACUGGUAGAAGAGGCAAAGUUAUACGGGAUUCAGAGCUUCUGUAAGGACUUACUAGAAGUUGCAGACAUUUUGGAGAAAGCAACAGAAAGUGUUCCAAAAGAAGAAAUUAAGGAUGAAAAUCCUCACCUGAAGAGCUUAUAUGAAGGUCUUGUUAUGACAGAAGUACAGAUUCAAAAAGUGUUUAAAAAACAUGGCCUGCUCAGACUGAAUCCUGUCGGAGCCAAGUUUGAUCCCUAUGAACACGAAGCAUUGUUCCAUGCUCCCAUGGAAGGGAAGGAGCCUGGCACUAUUGCAUUAGUAUCCAAGAUCGGCUAUAAGCUGCAUGGGCGUACACUGCGGCCUGCCUUGGUGGGUGUUGUGAAAGACGCUUAGCUGCUUAAUCUGAGAAUUUAAAAUGCCAUACAACUAUUAAACAGCUGGAUGGUUUUUCUCUUACACCAUGCUUUCCUCAUUCCUCUGCCCCCUGAGAGGUUUAAAUGAAUUGGUUGAGGUCUCCCAGUGAAAAUGAAGCAACUGAUGAAAUUCUCCUGCUUAGUGGCCUUCAACAUCACUGUUCCGUAAGCUUUCUUCUUAAGUGUGAAAUACAAGAGCCAUUAAGCCCUCUAAUACUUUAGAUUAGCUAACGUUUUUUACAACUGUUGCUACCGAACAUGCAUUAAAUUGAAAGGAACAAAAUGCUCACAAGAAUUUUGCAACCUCACGUUUAUCACUGUGUGUAGACUGAAAAUCCAAAUAGUGGUUCAAACACUUCCUUUUGUUUUGUAGAAUCUAACAUUGCAGAAGUGGGUGAAGUAGUACAAAUAACCCAUUUUCUGCAAGUGUCCAUCAGCUUUUACACACUGAUGUGGUAAAUGCCCUUUUAUGUCUGUUCAGAAAUAAUCUCUCUCAACAACUGAAAUUGAAACCUUUGUGAAUUCUGAUCUGUAAAUAAAAGGCAAUGCAGAGUA
Molecule: messenger RNA, 1250 nt
Organism: Gavia stellata (red-throated loon)
Lineage: Eukaryota; Metazoa; Chordata; Aves; Gaviiformes; Gaviidae
Gene: GRPEL1
Product: GrpE like 1, mitochondrial
Exons: 4
Coding region: 7-675 (222 amino acids)
Biological process (GO): protein import into mitochondrial matrix; protein folding
Cellular component (GO): PAM complex, Tim23 associated import motor
Molecular function (GO): protein-folding chaperone binding; adenyl-nucleotide exchange factor activity; protein homodimerization activity
Source: RefSeq, a predicted model, not a curated record